This is a messenger RNA of Peronospora farinosa, 2127 nucleotides long. The record is from the annotation of a GenBank genome assembly. Lineage: Eukaryota; Oomycota; Peronosporomycetes; Peronosporales; Peronosporaceae.
AUGCAAACUACAACUUCAAAACCACUUGGUCAAGUAACAGCACCCCGCAAGAGCAACAACGGCAGCUAUUCCAAGAGUCAAAACAAGAAGAAAAAGUCGCCCAAGAGUCAUGGCAAUAACAAGGAGCGACCUGUGGGUCCACGUCCUGUAGCCCCACCACCUGUUUCUGGACCAUGGGGUAAUCCUACAGCCCCUGCAAAUAAUGCACCCCCACCGGGAUUUGCUUCGAGUCCAUUGAAAUCUUCUUUUAGUGAUGCACAUGUGAGAUUACUACGACACCGUGCUUUGUUUGCUUUCCGCUUCUUAGUAGGCAAAGCAGUCGAACUGCAGCUCGUGGACUCGGAUGAACGAUACGCUGGCAUUUUAGAUUGUGUGGACCCGGACGACUUCUCAGUUGUGCUCAAGAAUGCCAAGCGGCUGAGUAGUAAAUCCGAUGCCAUACCUUUUGUGGACGGCAGCACGGUGAUCUUUAAACGUCACCAGCUCGCACAGUUGGUGGCAGACGGUACGGUCAAUUAUACAGAUGGUGUGUUUGCGUCGGGGACGUCUACAGUUUCCGCUGGAUUUCGAACAGACACGGAGAUUAGCGGACGCAAGGAAGAGCAUUUAUUUGGACGUGAACUGGAGGCAGCGAGCUCAUGGCUGGACCCGGCGUUGGACACGGGCGCGCUGGAAAAUUCGGUUCCAAACGGCCGACGUUAUAGUAAGAAUCAGGGCAAAGCUGGAUGGAAUCAGUUUGAAGCGAAUGAAAAGCUGUUUGGCGUCGUGUCGACUUAUGAUGAGAAUAUUUAUACGACCAAGUUGGACAAGUCCAAGAUCUCCACCGAGCAGUCACGCACGGCUGAGAAAUUGGCACAAGAAAUUGAGCAACAGUCAGCUGCUGGAAAUUUCCAUUUGCAGGAAGAACGCGGACAGAAUUGGCGUGGCGGAAAACAUUUGAAUGACUUGGACGAGGAGGCACGGUACAGCUCAGUAGACCGCAGAGCUCCAGACAGCUUUGGUGAAAACACAUAUGUGCCGCCGGCUCUACGGAAAGCGCGAGGUCAAUCUAGCGCUGACAAGUCGCAGGACAGGACGAGCAAAGCGCUACCGACUAUCGUACCAGCCGAUGCCGCAACUCCGUCUCCUCCAGAUUCAGUGUCGGCUCCUGCGGCGUCCCCAACUGCAAUUGCCCCAAUUGCGCCAAAGCCGCUAUCCUUUAGCGAAGCUGUCACUGGUCGAUCCGCUGUUGCUGCAACCCCGGAGGCCGCGCCUAAAGCAUCCCCUAAAAGCCAGCCAGAAGAAAUGAAAGGAGCUGCUUCUCCGCAUAUAGCGGAGGCAUCUUUGCAGGUAAAUGAUAAGGGCAUAAAGACCACUUCUACAAAGUCAAAGAGAACUACCCCGAAGAAAAAAGAUGCAGCUAGUGGACAAGAGCAGAGGAUAGAGAGCAAGUUUGAACACAAGACUCAUAGCUUGUCAUCGUCUUCAUCUUCGUCGACGACAACUAAACAGCUGACAAAGAGUGAGACACCGAUGGCAACUUCCAAAAAGGCAUUGAACCCGAAUGCGAAGGAGUUCAAGCUGAGUGCUUCCGCAGCCGCGUUUACGCCAACCUUCGCGGUGCCGAAAGAGCAGACGUCGUCGCCAUACUGCGGCAGCUCACCAGUCCACAUGCCUUAUCCACAUCCUGGCGUAGGUUAUUCUCUGCCAAUACAAGAGGAAUGGGCGUAUGAUGGUGCCAUGGGCGGUGAAGAAGGUGGCGAGAUGGGCAUGCCUCUUUACAUGCAGGGCUGCUACACGGUGCCUAUGGGACCUAACGGAGUUCCUAUGAUGUACCCUCCUAUGAUGAUGCAGCACAACAUGGGCGUGAUGAGUGGUCAACGCAGCAAUUACGGUGGUUACCAGCAGCAGGGAUACAACCCUCAAGGGUACUACUCGCCGCCGAACGGUGGCCAUCCCGGAGCCAGUUUACCGUACAUAGGUGACCCAGGUAUGCCCGGAGGUGUAGGUCAUCAGCCCCCUCUACCCCCAACGCCUAGCGGCAAUGAGUCUCUCAGUGAAUCUCCUGCUAGUGUCGCUCUUCUCGCGGAAGUAGAAUCUGUUCCUGCACGCUCGAAACAAAUGGUAUCGGCUUUGAAGAAAAAGUAG